AUGGAACUCAUGGAACUCGUCGAGAACGAGCCUACCGCUCGCCCCUUCCAGUGCGACUGGCAGUCGUGCAACAAGAGCUUCAACAGGAAGUCCGACUUGCAAAGACACUACCGCAUUCACACCAACGAGCGUCCCUACUCCUGCACGACACCUGGUUGUGGCAAGAGCUUCAUCCAGCGAAGUGCGCUCACCGUUCACAUCCGCACUCACACCGGAGAAAAGCCGCAUCAAUGUCAACACAUCGGCUGCGGAAAGCGGUUCUCUGACUCCUCGAGUUUGGCCAGACACCGCCGCAUCCAUACUGGCAAACGCCCGUAUAAGUGCGCACACGAUGGUUGCCUGAAGAGCUUCUGCCGCAAGACCACCAUGGUCAAGCACCAAAGGAGAUCUCACCAGCGCGGCCUGCACCCCAACGAGCUCAUGGACGACUGCACCUCGGACUCUGACAGCGGCGAGUCACCUUCGACCCCGAAGCACGCCGGUAUGCAGUGGCCUCCUCAAGGCGUCAUGGCCAUGAACCACCCUGGCAUGCACGGCGGCCACGCCAUGCACCGAGCCGCGUCCUUCGCCGACUUCGGCCAGCACAUGAACGGCUACCCCAUGCAGCAGCAGCAGCAACCGCAGUACGGUGCUCACCGCCACAGCCUGUCUUCAGGUGGCGCCCACGAGUUCCACGGCCAGCCCGUACACGAGCAGCAACACCCCGGUGUGCAGAUGCUGCACCGAACCGCGAGCAUGCCCCAGCACUCGUACUACGUGACCGAGCAGAACAAUCCGGGGGUCGCCACCAUGAACACGAACCCCAUGGCGAACCAGUACGGCCAAGUGCCUCGGCAGCAACAGCCGCAGGUCGAUAUCCCGUACUCAGCAGCUGGUAUGAAUCAGUCCAUUCAGAGCAGCCCGAGCAGCUUCUCGGCGGCAUCGGGUAGGAGCCCAUCCAUUCCCGGGGAUUUUUACACUCACCAACCAACUCAAGCAGCAACGUACGCAUUGCACAAUGCCUCCCCCGUUAUCGAGCAACAGCAGCAGCCGGGCAUGGUCCCGUACCCGCAACAGAUGCACCAGCAGAUUCACACUCCCCAACCGAUCCCGACCCAGGCGCCCCCGCCUCCGCCGCAGCAGCAGGUCUCGGCCUAUGCCUCCCCGACGCCCCAAGGGCAGUCCGAUGAGUACUGGAACAGCGUUCCGUACCAAGCACCGGUCGAGGUCGCCACCAUCGGCCAGCUUCCGACGUACGGCUCCGGCGUCUACGACCCUUGGGGAGGACCCAAGAUCGAGUUCGAGGACCCGUCGAUGCAACUGCCCUCGGCGCGUAUCGAGAACCUGUAG
Colletotrichum karsti is the source of this 1329-nucleotide messenger RNA. RefSeq lists its product as uncharacterized. NCBI's taxonomy places the organism in Eukaryota, Fungi, Ascomycota, Sordariomycetes, Glomerellales, Glomerellaceae. The record is from RefSeq and is a predicted model, not a curated record. Bases 1 to 1329 code for a protein of 442 amino acids. Gene Ontology annotation, biological process: regulation of transcription by RNA polymerase II. Gene Ontology annotation, cellular component: PcG protein complex; transcription regulator complex. The transcript has 4 exons. Gene Ontology annotation, molecular function: RNA polymerase II cis-regulatory region sequence-specific DNA binding; DNA-binding transcription factor activity, RNA polymerase II-specific.